This is a messenger RNA of Porites evermanni, 483 nucleotides long. The record is from the annotation of a GenBank genome assembly. Lineage: Eukaryota; Metazoa; Cnidaria; Anthozoa; Scleractinia; Poritidae.
AUGGAAAUGGAAAAGCUUUUGCAGAUAGGCAAAGAAUUUGGAUUGGAGGGAGAAAAGCUGCUCGAGUUUGUAGAAAAACAACAAAAGUUAGAAGAAGAAAAGGAAGAAAAACGUAGGCAAUUAGAAGAGGAAAAAGAAGAAAAACGUCGAAAACUUGAGGAAGACAGAAGAAAGGAAGAAGAAGAGAAAGAAGAAAGACGUAGAAGAGAAGACGGAGAAAGAGAAACUAGGCGGCAAGAACGCGAACUGAGAAAAUUAGAGCUGGAAGCAGACCUGUUGAAGCAGAAAGAAGCUAUUGAAGCCGCUAAGAGAGAGCAUGAAGUAGAGCUCGCUCGUCUAGGACAAGGCCGUAACGUUGCCGAACACCCUGAAGUGAGAGAGGAUAGGGCCAAGGCACCCAAGCUUCCCUCAUUUGUUGAUGGCAAGGACGACUUGGAUGCUUACCUACAACGAUUUGAGAGAUUUGCAACCACAGCUAAAUGA